Messenger RNA from Exophiala viscosa, 1321 nucleotides. Its product is annotated as Alpha/Beta hydrolase protein. The record is from RefSeq and is a predicted model, not a curated record. The transcript is spliced from 4 exons. Gene Ontology annotation, molecular function: lipase activity. NCBI's taxonomy places the organism in Eukaryota, Fungi, Ascomycota, Eurotiomycetes, Chaetothyriales, Herpotrichiellaceae. Bases 21 to 965 code for a protein of 314 amino acids.
UCGUGGAGUUCAUCGAUAGUAUGCCUCGCUCUGAUGCUCAUGAUGCACGCAACGCAGCCUUCCGGCAAGCGUUUGGAAAGCCCUUUGAAUACAAGGAGAGUGCAGCGCCUACUGCCGAAGUAAUUACAGAAGAAGCGAAAAAGCUCGAUGUCCCGCACUUCGUCGACGAUGUCCCAGCGAGCAAAGGGGCUCGAAUCCACUGGCUUGGAGACCGCUCGGCUAAGAAGGUGCUCCUGUACUUCCAUGGCGGUGGAUUUUGCUUUCCCGCUUUCCCUGGGCACGUCCGCAUGUGGAACCAAUGUCUGCAGACAUUGAACCCGAAGACUGACAUCGUCAUUGCCGCUCUUGAGUACGGCUUGACCAAGGAUAUAAGGUAUCCUGUUCAGAUCACACAAGGGACAGAGGCUUUACGGUUCAUUUUGGACAAGGGCUACAGCCCAUCCGAUAUUGCCAUCGGAGGUGAUUCUGGAGGAGGAAACCUUGCUCUGGGAAUUAUAUCAAUAUUAUUGCACGGACUGAAUGGAAUUCCCCCAUUGAAACUGGAUGGUCCACUUGCCGGAGUCCUCCUUAUCUCGCCCAUGGUCAGCUUCAGCACCGAGAGUGAGUCGUGGACAACGAACAAAGACAAGGACUGUGUGGCACCCAUAAGCAUGACUCUGCUCGGCCCUGCAUAUGUUGAUGCCAAGGACGUGAACAACUAUUCUGAACCACUACAGGCGGAUGUCGCGUGGUGGAAGGACUUACCUGCGAAGUCCGUCUUGAAUGUGUAUGGCGAGGACGAAUGCUUCAAGUCUCACGUCGUCGAGCUUGGAGAGAAGCUCACAAAAGCAGGCAACCACGUCGAAAAUGUGGAGUGCCCGGCACACGUGCAUAUAGACUGGGUCCUGGACUUACAAGUUGGCUUCGAGCCUGGAAUCAUGUCCGUCAAGAUCUUGGAUUGGUUGUCUAGAGUACUCCGAGGAUAACGAAUCUGUGCUGAAGGGUUUAAAGCGAUGUCUGAACAUUGUCUGCAAGAUGCACAACUAGAGUAAUCAGGAAAUCUAUCUGGCUUGCUGUAGCUACAGGCAAAUUCCUGUUCAUGUCCGCGAAAGAGUAACUCUCAGUCUGAACGUCCUGUUCAUGCAAGCUUGAAAGUUUCAUAAUGAACCGCGGCGACUUCAUUGCACUGCCUUCGGAAUUCUGGUGCGGCACCGCUAUAUCGUGCAAUAAUACGCUCUUGUUUGCCUGCAACAUUCUUGUUGACACCGGUCAACCAAGAAUCGACCGUGUUGCUGAGUAGGUCUUUGCCGAGUUCGUGGACAUGUUCUGUCCAUUUUCGCAC